AUAAGAAACCCUAGAGAGAAUCGUCUCACCAGCCCUCUUCCUCCCCCUUUCUGCCCCUUUCUCUCUCUCUCUCAAUUUUCUGAAGAAAAGCAACUGGACAAGGGAAAAAGAUCAGAAAACCUCUUCCAUAUUUCGAUUCCCACAUCCUUCCAAACCCUAGAUUGCGGAUCUCUCUCUCUCCCUCUGGUUUCUACCACCAGCAUCACUGCUGUUACCUACAGAGGGGGUUUUGAGCAGCACCCACCUCGUCCGCAGAUGUCUUACCGAGCAGAUCUGCCCGUCUCGGGCGGGAAACACCAAUUGGGGAAGGCGGCCGCCUACUCCAGUAGCGGCGACGCCACCGACCACUUCGACCGCCUUCCAGACUCGCUUCUCCUCCUCAUCUUCAACAAGAUCGGCGAUGUCAAGGCCCUCGGUCGCUGCUGCGUCGUCUCUAAGCGCUUCCAACUUCUCGCCUGCCAGGUCGACAACGUCCUCAUAAAGGUCGACUGCGUGAUCUCCGACGAUGACUCCUCCUGCAUCUCUCCCAAAGGCAAAGGCGUGCUCUCCAACUUGAUAAAGUUCCUCCUCGUUCCUCUCUUCCUCAAGCCCUUCCAGACCUUCACUCAGAUCCUCGCCUCUUCCUCCUCUCCAAAGAAGCCCUCUUCCGCCACAAGCGCUGCUGGCAGCCUAUCCGAGAUCUCCCACCACUCUCCGACGGAGGUGCUCAAGAACUUUAACGAGAUCCAGUCCCUCAGUAUCGUCCUCCCUGGCGGCGAAUUGGGCGUCGAGGAUGGCGUCCUCCUCAAAUGGAAGGCUGAUUUCGGCUCCACCCUUGACAGCUGUGUCAUCCUCGGAGCUUCCUCCUUCUCAUCAUCCUCCUCCAAGAAACUGACCAGCAGGGUUGUCCCGCAAGACGACUCGGGCGAAUCGCCGGUGCCGUCUUCCGACGAUGGUGGCAGCAUCCCAGAGAGUUUCUUCACUAAUGGCGGGCUUAAAUUGAGGGUCGUAUGGACGAUUAGUGCCCUAAUCGCCGCCUCUGCCAGGCAUUUUCUUCUCCAACAGAUCAUCUGCCAGCACCCUACUCUGGAGCGGCUGGUCCUGACGGACUCCGACGGGCAGGGGGUUCUCUGCAUGAACAAGGAGCAGAUGCAGGAAUUGAGGGUGAAGCCGCUGAACGUCUCUGCGUCUUCUAACCGCACGCAGGUCCCUGCGUUGAACAUGAAGCUCUGGUACGCCCCCUAUGUGGAAUUGGCCGGUGGAAUGGUGUUGAAAGGAGCGACUCUUAUGGCCAUCCGUCCGAGCGACCAUGUUGGGAAGGAGAGCGAUGGUUGGAUAUCCAUGGCGUUCGAGGAGCCGUUCCGGACUGCGGCCGCCUCCUUGGCAAAACGCCGGACCUAUUGCUUGGAGAUGAAUUCCUUCUAGAGGCGACGGCGGAAGGCUAAAUUUCCCGUUUUCCAUUUCACGCAACUUUGUAAGCGAGGUGUGGUCUGUGAUUAGGAGGAAACAUGGAAAUCACACCCCACUUCUCCUGAAACAGAAGAAGUAUUAGGAUUUCUCUUGCUUGUUUUGGGAUAGGGAGAAAUUGUAAAAAUUUGGAAUGUAGGUUAUGUGUAGUUUGAUCACCCUCUUAUGAAAGAGCUAACGUUGACCCUUUCUCUCUCUGCA
Nymphaea colorata (pocket water lily) is the source of this 1647-nucleotide messenger RNA. Its product is annotated as F-box protein At5g46170-like. The record is from RefSeq and is a predicted model, not a curated record. The coding region runs from base 256 to 1404 and encodes 382 amino acids. The transcript has a single exon. Lineage: Eukaryota; Viridiplantae; Streptophyta; Magnoliopsida; Nymphaeales; Nymphaeaceae. Gene Ontology annotation, molecular function: protein binding.